Ceratitis capitata (Mediterranean fruit fly) is the source of this 1722-nucleotide messenger RNA. Its product is annotated as kelch-like protein 5. NCBI's taxonomy places the organism in Eukaryota, Metazoa, Arthropoda, Insecta, Diptera, Tephritidae. The record is from RefSeq and is a predicted model, not a curated record. Gene Ontology annotation, molecular function: protein binding. The transcript is spliced from 7 exons. Bases 22 to 1674 code for a protein of 550 amino acids.
UAGUAUCCUUUUUGCAGAAAAAUGUCUCUUAGUGUUGCAAGUGGUCUAAAACCAACUAAUGUACGCAACGAUGUCCUUCACAACUGGGAACUUAUGCAAAAUGUGUAUAAGCUAUAUAACGAACAGAAAUACACAGAUAUUUUAUUUGAAUUUCUUCUCACGAGUUAUACUCUUUCAGCUCAUCGCCUAAUUCUCGCCGCUGCCAGUUCCUAUUUUAAGGAUAUCUUCGAUAAUAUUGAACCGGACUGUAACUACAUGACAGUAACUGAAAUAGACAGUGAUACUUUUGAACAAUUAGUUGUUUACUGUUAUAAUGGGCAGACUGAUAUUACGGCCGGUAACACAGAGCGUAUGAUUAAGGGUGCUAUGCUAUUGCGUCUAUAUGACGUGGUUGACACUUGUGUGAACUAUGCGAUGGAUCAUAUAAAUGAUUUCUUACUGCGGAAGUUAAUUUUGUUGGAAGCUGAAAUACGAUAUAAACCAUUUGAAGUUCGUUUACUCGCUUAUAUUGUGCAGAACUUCAAGAAGUUUAAUCGAAGUGAAGAUAUGGUCAAUAUUAAUAUCGAACAAUGGAAAGUUAUUAUAGAGAAAGUAGAUGCAAAUAUAGUAUCGCAAGAGGAUCUCUUUUGGACUAUUGUGCUCUGGUAUGAAUACAAUACUGCCGACCGAGAAAAGGAUUUACCUAUUUUAUUAAGCUCACUAAGGCUUACCGAGUUCGAUACUCAGUUUAUUUUAACGCAAAUUAAGACAUUACCCGGUUGUGAGCGUUUGGCAAUUGAGACGCUCAAAAAACGAGAAAGCCUACUUACCUGGAUGGCUGUACAAAAUUGGGGAGAGGACUGGCUAGGUUUUAAGGAUAUUCUACGUUACAAUCAAGCCAAAGAAGUCUGGGAGAAAGUGAAACGUUUAGAAAUAAAAAGAUAUAUCUUCAGCACAGCUUUCAUAGAUAAUAGUCUCAUUUUCAUUGGAGGUCGCAAUAGGGAUGGACCAAGCAAAGAUGUAGUCAGCUACAACUUGAUAAACAAAACCUGGACAACAAUGCCAUCAAUGCAAGAAAAUCGAAAUAGUGUUUGCGUUACAGUCUUAAAUAAUUACUUGUACGCUAUAGGUGGGAAAGAUAAGAAGGGCAAUGUGUUGGGCAGUGUAGAGCGCUUCAGUUCAUUAACAGGGCAUUGGCAAUUGGUAGCCAGCAUGUCUACACCUCGCUCUGAUGCUGGUAUUGCAAUUUUGAAUGGUGAUAUCUAUAUAGUUGGUGGUAAAACGAACGUGCCUGUAAAAACAGUAGAGCGUUAUAAUGUGACCGAAAAUUCUUGGCUCACAUGUAGCUCCAUGUCAGAUGCACGAGAAAGUCCAGCUGUUGUUGCACAUCAAGGCUAUAUUUAUGCCCUGAGUGGCCGUUACGCAGAUUUGAAAACAGUCGAACGCUACAAUUCAGAACGAGACGAAUGGACUAAGAUUGCUUCUUUGAAUGUUGGACGUCGAUAUAUUUGUGUCGCCUCUAUAGGUAAUCAACUUUGGGCUUUUGGUGGUGUAAUUGGUCCAGCUCAGUGGGAUGAUACGGUCGAGGUUUAUGAUAUGGCAAAGGAUAAAUGGCUCGUAAAGCAAAAAUUGCCUGCAACAGGAAAAUUUAGUUGUGUAUCGGUACCAACAAAGUUAGUAGAAAAUCUUGUGUAAUCCAAAGAAUAACUAAAAUUUUUAAGAAUUCAAAUGUACAUACACAAU